UGGAGAACGGAACUUUUCGCUUUAUUUACGUGGUCGCGCAUCAGACCCUGCCUUUAGUUCAGUAGACGUUGUUGUUUCCACUGGUCUAAGUUGGCGGUUGGUUGCUAUGGCUGCGAGUUCAUGCGAGGCUGCUCGAGAGGGAAGUGACGAGCGGGGCUGUUGUUGGGACACGUGACUUGAGCUGCACUGAUCUGUUUUGACAAGCAGCAGGGGGGGAAGUGAGGAGGGGAGACAGCAGACUGUAAGCAUCGCGUUCGGGAGCACCUCGUCUCCGUCUCUCUGUCCACAUUUCGCGUAGUAUCGACCCAGUCCUAUAGUUCGUGACUGUCUGCGCUGCAACAGCGACCCACACUCGCUUCGGUAAAACGUCGUAGUCGUUGGCGACGCGUUGGCACCCAGAGUCAGACUGACUGUUGUGAAAAGUUUUUAUGAGGCUCACAAAGGAAGUCAGUUCAGGUGGCGCAUGCAGCGUCAACUAGAUGGAGACUUUUCGAGCGCCGUGGUCGGUUAGAAAGUGGAGCAUGUCCGCAUGAUAGCGUUGCUUCGACAUUUCGCGAGAAGAAUGACAGAAAAUGCAGUGGUCGUAGCAGAAAAUACCGAGACCGUCCGUCGGCGGCGUCGGUGUUUAUAGCUGCUGCUGCUGCUAUACCUGCGCAAGGCUGGGGGUUGGGGACGUUUGCGAGGUCGUCGUCACCCUCAGACGUUUAACCAGUAACGACACGGUUAGUUGGCUGAGUUUGCUACGUAGCUAGUAGCGCUGCUGAGUUAGCACUGUUGUGUUGUCGCGAGGAGCCAGGACACAGAAAAUGCAUCGCAACGUAACUAUGGCUCAGGUCGCGUGACGUGAGACAGCUUACUAGUUAAAUUACGACUUGUCAGGUUCGCUAGUCGCUAGUUAGCGGACUGACAACUCGUCAGUACCUGACUCCAAUUGUUACUGGCACUCGCUACCAGCUGUUUGUUCGUCAGUUGGACAACACAGUGCGACUCGAUGGAAGCGUACAGUAGCAUGCCAACAAAGCAAUGCUUUGUUGUUAGUUAGGGGGCCGCUGGUACCGAUACACAGGCUCCACAGCUGAUAUAGGCUCCACUGCUUAGCUUAGACACAGCAGGUCUCGGUCUCUGAAGAAAUUCAGACAUUGUUGUGUUGCUGUAAAAGCUGAGCGUGGUAGAGUCAAGUGAGAAGAGCCUGUAAGAAACCCCCGAGGACACCCCGAUGACACUGGAAAACAUGAAGACCGACCGAGAUGCAACCGAGGAGUUUUUCGAGUAUGAUGCGGAGGAGUUCCUGGUGUUCCUGACCUUGCUCAUCACAGAGGGAAGGACGCCAGAGUAUUCUGUGAAGGGGAGAACCGAGGGGCUGCACUGUCCGCCAGCCCAGUCGGCCAUGCCGCCUCUUCACAAGCAUGAAUGCAGCGACAAACUGCCCCAGUGUCGGCAGGCAAGGCGAACCCGAUCAGAGGUGAUCCUGCUUUGGCGGAAUAGCAUCCCCAUCAUGAUCGAGGUCAUGCUCCUGCCUGACUGUUGCUAUGGUGACGAGUGCCCCCCGAGUGACCCCAUCAGUGACCCAGUCAUAAAACAGGAUGCCCUGCUGCUGGAGAGAUGGACCCUGCAAGCAGUUCCAAGACAGAGCGGCGAUCGUUUCAUUGAGGAGAAGACCCUGCUGCUAGCUGUUCGCUCGUAUGUGUUCUUCUCUCAGCUCAGCGCCUGGCUCAGUGCCUCCCAUGGCAUUGUCCCCAGAAACAUCCUGUACAGGAUCAGUGCUGCUGAUGAGGAGCUGGAGUGGCAGUUUUCCCAGCCACCUACAGAGCAUAUAUUCCCCAUCCCUAAUGUAUCUCAGAGUGUUGCACUGCAGGUUCACGUCCAGUCCCUCCCCCGACAACCCACCUACCCCACCCUAGCGUGCAGCAUUCAUACCGGCCUGCCUCCUCUUUACAGCAAGACCCCGAGCCUUAACCCAAAUCACAACAGCCAUGGUGGCCUGCCCACCCUCAAAAAGAGCCUGGACCCGAGCAAAGACAACCUCCAUCACAACCCUAACAUGUACAGCAAGAGCACCAACUCCAUGUCUGGCCGCCUUCUCAAUGGAUUCCCCAUUCCCAAUCUCCCCAUCAACAACAUCCCCAUUAAAAGCCUUCCUCACACUGCUGUGCCACCUCCCUACAGCAAGAAGAGCCAGGAGCCGGCUGAGAGUCACGUAUAUCAGAACGGAGAUCUUCCACAGGUCAACAUUCCCCAACGUCAGGGCUCACCACUGUUCCACAGAUCCACCCACUCGCCUACGCCGCCUCGCUCCCACUCCCCGUCUGCACUUCCCACAAGUAAAGCAGGAAAGUGGCUGUACUCGGCCCUCAAUGGUUCCCCUGACUCCACACAAGUGGACGACUAUGGGUCUGGCACCAACAGCAGUGAGAGGUCAAAGGGGCCCAUCACUGAGCCCCUGAGGGCUUUUAAGAAUCUUUCCUUGGCUGAGCCACCCCGCUGCCCCUCCCCAAGACCCACUGCAACUGAAACAAACCCCCUGAUUGGCUCCCUGCUGCAGGAGAGACAGGAAGUUAUUGCCCGCAUCGCACAGAGGCUCAACUUCUGCGACCCCACAGCACCACCACUCCCUCCUGGCCUUUUUGCAUCCGACAACCCUCCAAAAGCCAUGUGGGGUAGUAACCAUGAAGACGUAACUGCCAGUAAGACCAAAGAGCCUGAGGUACCACUCUAUGAAUCUGUGGGGUGUGCGUGGUCCAGCCCCUUCAACACACCCGUGACUGACACUUCUUUCAGCAAACGAGAGAGCGUCUCUCCCAAACCUGCGGCCUGCAGGAAGCUGAAAAUGACCGAGACGAGAGACAGAGAGGAGGAGAGGAAUGGAGAGACGGAAAGGGACAGAGAGAAGGAAAGGGACAGAGACAGCUCCCUCAUCGCGCAGGCAGUACAAGACAUCACCAGACUCAUCCAGGAGAGGCUGUCUGUCCCCUCGCUGUCCCCCAGGCACAGCAGAAGCAGCAGCCCUCUGCACCACACACACACAACAACAGUCACACACACGGUUCGCACAUACUCACACGCCCCACACAUCCCACAGGCAUCACACACUGCCACCAACGGCUACACCAACGGGCACAUACCCAGCCAUGAACCUCACAGGGGCAGCACGCGCACCGCUGCCACACAUGCACCCGUUUGCACAAACGAGACCCACGUUGAUCAGGGGACCGAACGCCAUUCUCCCCAGGCCCAAAAUGGUGCUCACUUUACACUUGAAGAACCCUCGUUCAAACGUCAGUCCCGCACCCAAGCUGGUCGGUGUUUACGAACUCCCCCAAGCCAUGAAACCCCCCCUGCCUCCCCCAGCUUUGAGAACAGCCCGAGGAGUGGCCAGUUUUUCAGUUGGACUAAUAACGAUGCCAGCCCAGCCACGAACUGUAACAUCAACCACAACCACAACCACAGCAAGCCUCAGCCUCAGUCCCACAUGAAGAUGCAGAACUGUGUGAAAGCCCAGGCCUCUGCCCUCCACGAUGAGAACCAGGCACCCCCAGAGUCUGGAUGCUCCAGCUCUUCCAGUCCUGAUACAACUCCCCAUCCUACUGUACUGCGCGCUCACAGCCCCUCCCCUCUGCGUCCCUGCAACAGCUGGAAGAAACAAAAUCGCCACUCCUUAGACGCCACCGCAACCAAGGCCUUCCACCCCUGCACUGGGCUGCCACUACUAUCAAGCCCUGUUCCUCAGAGGAGAACUCAAACUGGUUACCUGGACACCUCUCUGACUGGCUGUAAGGGUCUGCCUUGGGCCUCUGGAAAAAGGGUGUGUCCAAAGACAGAGGGGUACACGGACGAGUCGCAGCAGCUGUUCAGUGCCAGUGCUCCACUUGCCAGUCUCAGUCUGCUGGGAAACUUUGAGGAGUGUGUGCUGAACUACCGCCUGGAGCCUUUAGGGUUAGUGGAGGGUUUCACUGCGGAGGUCGGAGCCAGUGGGUCCUUCUGCCCCAGUCACCUGACCUUACCUGUCGAUGUGUCAUUCUACAGCGUCUCUGAUGACAACGCUCCCUCACCAUAUAUGGGUGUGAUCAACCUGGAGUCCUUGGGAAAACGGGGCUACCGAGUACCUCCAUCAGGAACCAUUCAAGUGACCUUAUUCAACCCUAACAAGACCGUGGUAAAGAUGUUUGUUGUGAUGUACGACCUGCGAGCCAUGCCAGCUGGACACCAGACCUUCCUACGCCAGAGGACCUUCUCUGUUCCCGUCCGCCGUGACAGUAACACUCAGAGCAGCAGGAGGUCCGCCGCCCUGGGCCAGGGACGCACCUUGCGCUACCUCGUUCAUCUGAGGUUCCAGAGCUCUAAGUCUGGGAAGAUCUACCUCCAUAGGGACAUCCGCCUGCUCUUUUCCAGGAAGUCCAUGGAGGUGGACAGCGGUGCUGCCUACGAGCUCCAGUCCUUCACUGAGUUGCCCAUUGACCCACCAUUCUCUCCCCGCUGCUGAGCCCUGACCCCUUCCUUCCCCUCUUCCACUGGACAGGGCACUACUGAAGCUUAAAUCACACUUCAAUGCCAGCGAUACUCUUACUGUGUGUGUGUGGUUUGUGUCUGAAAUGAGGAUUUAGGACAGCAGCCAACAGCACUCGCCUCCCCGCUGGCCCAAAUCUGAAAUUUCACCUCCUCCUGUCACUCACAACUGACAAGGGGAGGUUGUAAACCGGGAAGGCACACCAGAAACAAAACCUUGCAUGAUUUUUGGAUCACAGAAGUCGAGUCAGAGGUUGUAAGUUAUAGAGUAUGCUUCAGAAAAGUGUUCCCCUGAUUUAGAAGGCCUUAUCAGAAGCGAUAGAGAAUUCGUUUGUCCUGCUGUUGUGUUCAUUCCCUCCAUCGACCUGGCAGGAAAACCAGUGAUCGUCGAUAAAAGCAGUUCAACUUAAAUGAUCUCAGUUCAGUUCAGGCUACCGUUCUCCUGUUUACUCAAAUCAAGAUGUCGGUUUGAGUUUUACUUGACUAAAUGAAUUAAGUGUUAAAUCUGAUUUAUUUUUCCUUUCAUAAAUGCAAUACGAGGCCCUUUCAAAAGCAAAGGAGUGACCUGAAGGUGAACUUGACGUGGAUCUUGUGAUUUUGUGCUUGUAGCGGAGGACGUGCAUGUGGAAGAGGGCGAACGGGAGAGACUGCGCUGCAACACCACCCUCGUCUAAAAUAACAAACACACAUACCAUGGACCAUUUAAGAAGUCGAACAUGCAAUCAAGCUCGAUUCAUAUGAACGCAUCGAAGCGGAGCGUCAGAAGUGCACUGUGGAUUUUUUUCUCAUAACUGGAAAUGAAAGAAAAUAGUAAUAUUCUAAUACUUUUGUACUGUUACAGAACCACUUUAUCGGAAGUGUUGCAAUAGAAAAAAAGUAACCUUAGUUUAGUGUUUACACAUUCACCUUCAGUUUACUUAUCAUCAGUUUUAUUUAAUAUUUAAAUUAAUAUUUCAGUUACUACUUGUGGCGUCUGUCAUGCUCAGAUGUAGUGCAAACUGUAUAUCAUAGUAUGUAUUUUUGACAUUAAUAUUCAAACAUGGAAAAAAAUAUAUCUAUAUAUCUUCUAAAGCAAA
Solea solea (common sole) is the source of this 5579-nucleotide messenger RNA. It is a transcript of the gene atosa, whose product is annotated as atos homolog A. The record is from RefSeq and is a predicted model, not a curated record. The coding region runs from base 1217 to 4480 and encodes 1087 amino acids. Lineage: Eukaryota; Metazoa; Chordata; Actinopteri; Pleuronectiformes; Soleidae. The transcript has 12 exons.